Molecule: messenger RNA, 4066 nt
Organism: Gymnodraco acuticeps
Lineage: Eukaryota; Metazoa; Chordata; Actinopteri; Perciformes; Bathydraconidae
Gene: ulk1a
Product: unc-51 like autophagy activating kinase 1a
Exons: 27
Coding region: 359-3070 (903 amino acids)
Biological process (GO): peptidyl-serine phosphorylation; positive regulation of autophagy; protein autophosphorylation
Cellular component (GO): cytoplasm; autophagosome
Molecular function (GO): protein serine/threonine kinase activity; ATP binding
Source: RefSeq, a predicted model, not a curated record
GUGAGUAAGACAAUAAUAUCUGAGCUCCGUGUCUGAAAACAAACAGCGUUUAACAACAGCUUUGAACUUCUAUUGGUGCUAACACUUAAAAAGGUCUUUAAAUGAGCACAGUAUCGCUAAUACUUUGUUUAAACAGUUGUUUAUUCGUACGCACGUUGUUUUUGUACAUUUUGUGUUGACAGACACAUGUUGUCAUCGAUAUUUAAAGCUUGUCAUGUGUGACGACUUUAUUUUCCAUCAAUGAAAUGGGAUUUACCGGCAAGAGGGAAGUGCCGUGGGACUGUACGUCGUCUUUAGUUGGACAAUCAAACUCCUGAACCUGCUCGGAUACUUCAACGCGUUUUUAAAAAAAUUAUCCAUGGAAACUAUUGGGAAGUUUGAGUUCAACAGGAAAGACCUGAUUGGACAUGGGGCUUUUGCAGUUGUGUUCAGAGGCAGACAUAAAGAGAAACGUGACUGGGUAGUUGCUGUGAAAUGUAUCAACAAGAAAAACUUGGCCAAAUCUCAGUCUCUGCUUGGUAAAGAAAUCAAAAUAUUAAAGGAACUCAAACAUGAAAACAUUGUCCGACUUCUUGACUAUCAGGAAAUGGGAGGAUGUGUGUAUCUCGUCAUGGAGUACUGCAAUGGAGGCGACCUGGCAGAGUACCUCCACUCCAAGGGCACGUUAAGUGAGGACACCAUCCGAGUAUUCCUGCAUCAGAUCGGUCAAGCCAUGAAGGUCCUGCAGAGCAAAGGCAUUCUCCACAGAGACCUGAAACCCCAAAACAUCCUACUCUGCCACCCCGAGGGGCGCAGGUCCAGCCCCAACAACACCUGCCUCAAGAUAGCUGACUUUGGGUUUGCACGUCACCUCCAGACAAACACUAUGGCAGCCACGCUGUGUGGCUCUCCCAUGUACAUGGCUCCUGAGGUCAUCAUGUCCCAGAACUAUGAUGCCAAGGCUGAUCUGUGGAGCAUAGGUACUAUUGUGUACCAGUGUCUGACCGGGAAGGCACCUUUUCACGCCAGCACACCGCAGGAGCUCCGUCAGUUUUAUGAAAGCAACAGCACCCUCUUACCCAGCAUCCCAAAAGAGACUUCUAGUAACUUAAGACAUCUACUUUUGGGGCUUCUGCAGAGGAGCAACCAAAAACGAAUCAGCUUUGAUGAGUUUUUUCACCAUCCUUUCUUGGAGAUCAGGUCAUCCACAAAGAAAUGUUCUCCAGCUGCUCCCGUGCUUCCAUUUCCCGGCUCAGGCUCGGCCAGUUCCUCUGACAGCUCCUCCACAUCCCAUCCGGCCUCCCCUCAACAUUCCGAAGGAGAAAUGCACCGUCUUCAGCCCAAAUUGCGCUAUUCACCUUCACAGGACACCCCCGGCUUCCUGAAAGAAAUAGCCAAUCACGACACUAAGAACACGUCAUGUUACACAGAGGACUAUGUCAUGGUGCCUGCCCAGUAUCCAAGUGAUUGCAUAUGUGAGUUGGAAGUUGGGUCACCCAUUGAGAGUUGCCUGAUAUACAGUGGGAGUUUUCCACUUGCUGAGCGAAAUGCAGGAAAGACACCUCCCCCCUCUCCCCUGCUGCACUCUCCCUCCAAGCCCACUGGCAAGCCUGUUGAUAUGAUUGGCCGUACGUGCACACCCUCAGUGCCCAUUCCUGUCCCAUCACAAAUCCACAACUACCACCGUAUGGAGCAGAACCUGCAACCUGUUGGCCUGCAUGGCUCCACCAGGGCCACACUCUGCUGUGCCGACAGCGACUCCCCACAGUCCGGAGGCUGCAGAGCUCCAAGUCCAAGAUUUACCUUCAACACCCCACGGCUGGCAACUAGAGGAGCCUUUACACAGCAGUCCUCCCCGCUAGCUGGAAUUUCGCCAAAAACCUUGGAGCAGACUCUCCCACUCAGCACAAACACUGGACUGCAGGACCCCCCCAGUCCCAAGGUCAAAUCAAGACUGCCAAGCCGCAGGAUGACAGUCCAUGACCUGCAAACCCCUGACUCGUCUCCUGUUCUCCAGACCAACCUCAGCAGGAAAUCAGCCAAUAAAGGCGGCCUUUUUAAAAGUUCAGAACGAUCACUAAGCACAGCCCGGCUAUCUGACAUGCUAUUGAAGGCCGCCUUUGGAGCUCACCUUUUUGAAGAGGGAAGCACGGAGAGCCUGAACGCUGAGAAAAGCAUGGACGUUACAGCUCCACCUUCUGGUUGUCAGAGAGACUUUCCGGGCUCAGACAGCCCCCCUCCUGUGGUCUUCCCGAUGGGUUCUCCCUCCAGAGGAGGCACUCCUCCUGAUAGCACACUGUCAAGGAUGUUCUCAGGCUCCCCCAGCUACAUUAACUCAGCCAUGCUACUGAACAGUCGCCUUCUGCAGGGAGGAAGUCGUAGAAACAGUGAGACUGAAGCCAUGGAUGCUAGUAUGGUCUUUCACCCUCCAGAGCUCCCUGAAGACACACUGAUGGAGCCGACUCAUACAGAUGCUCUGAGCGACCUGCGUUUCACCUUGGCGUUUGUCGUCUGUGUCAUGGAAUUGGCUUCUUCUAAAGACUCGGGGGUGGAUGCCACCAGCAACCCUGAUGUUUCCUUUCUAGAGCAGAGCUUGGUGACAGAUCAGAUCAGCCUGCUGAGUAAAGAAUGGAGCUACGCGGAGCAGUUGGUGUUGUACAUGAAGGCUGAGGAGUUUCUGUCAUCGGCACUGCACACCGCUAAAGAGACGAUCAAACAAGGCAAACUUGUUCCCUCUGCUACAGUCAAACUAGUGAUAAAGAAGUUGAAUGAAUUGUACAAGCGCUGUGUUACAUACUGUCGCAACCUCAACCAUCGCCUUCAGACCUUCUUGCUGGACAAGCAGAAGCUAAUGGACCGCUUCAAUGGUCUCACAGCAGAGAAACUCAUCUACAGCCACACUGUGCACAUGGUACAGAGUGCUGCUCUAGACGAGAUGUUCCAGUAUGGCACAGCAUCAGUCCAGCGCUACCAAAGAGCCCUUUUGCUGAUGGAGGGUCUGUCCCGGAUCAUCACAGAGCAGAAGGACAUUGACAGCAUAGAUAAAUGUAAGCAGUGUAUUGAGAGACGCCUUACUGCACUACAGACCUAACAGUAGCCGCAAGUUCUACAACUGAAGCCACACAAACUGCAUUAUCUUGACUCAUCCAUCGCCCUAGAUGGAUCUAUGAAUGUCAAUACACUCAAGCACUUUUGACCUGUCUUAAGGGAAAUGACCACUGGAGCAUCUGCUCUCAUCCCACCAGCCACUCUGUAACCUUUACAUAAAUGCUCAGAAAAGACUGCAGGUCCUGUUUUGUACAGGUUCACGGUGACAGAUUGUGGCAUGAUUGUUUGAAUACUUCAAUCAGGGAAAUUGUUUUCAGUAUAGUGUUGUUUUGUUACAGAAUGUACAAGUUAGUGUGUUGUUUUGCACAUAGAAUCAGAUUAUAUAUUAACUGAUUUUGAAUGUGUGUUUUACUUGAAACAAGAAACAAAUAAGGUGUUUUCUGUAUUUGUAGCACUGGUUUUAUAUGUACUGUAAAGGUUCACUAGUCACCAGAAUUAAGAAUGUUUUGGAUGAGAUGACCAAAUGUGUUGCGGUUAUAGUAAAACUGUGCCUGCUUAUUCACAUUUUGCGUCACAAGAGAGUAGUAGAUGACGCAUUAUAAUUGUCUUCAUUGUAAUCUAGACUUACAGUCUACGGUCAUAUUAACUUACAUCUUAGACUGCAAUAAGUAUAUUUUGACAUUUUAAUGUGAUUUUAGUUUUACAACCACUGAUCCAACAAUGCCUUGUGGUGAUGUAGUUAACUGCAUGCUACAUUGAUUUUGUUUAUCAGAUAAGUGUUUGUAUCUGUGCACAUUAGAUUUUGUAAAAGAUGGUAUAUUUGAAUGAUUGUGUGUUUUAUUUUUGCCUGAUAGUAAUCCUACACUAGUUUCUCACAAAUGAAUGUACACAUAUAAAAAUUGUAGUGUUCAAAGGUAAGUUUGUAAGAAUGUACCAAAUUGUCUCUUUUACUUGUAUUUUAUGACUGCCAGUGACAUUUGCCAAAAUAAUUGUUAAACACUGUGUGAUGAAAAUAAAUAAUAUUUAUUGUAAAACGAUA